Messenger RNA from Brugia malayi, 147 nucleotides. RefSeq lists its product as uncharacterized. Bases 1 to 147 code for a protein of 48 amino acids. The transcript is spliced from 2 exons. The record is from RefSeq and is a predicted model, not a curated record. NCBI's taxonomy places the organism in Eukaryota, Metazoa, Nematoda, Chromadorea, Rhabditida, Onchocercidae.
AUGCUAAAAUUUUUACAUUUAAUAAGUGCAAAAAAAGAGAAAUCUCACAAUUGUGAUCAUUUAAUGCAACACCAUGUAACUGACGAAAUAUUUACAAGAAUUGAAAAAAUACAUGGGGAUAAAAAAUCCUUUAGUAAAUUCAACUGA